AUUUUGCGUGCAACCUUAUUUUAGGCAUAGGGCAAGGGCACAGGAGCCCAAACUGAGCCAUCAACCUGUCGCCACUGGUCCGCCGACUGAAUUGCGGGUGGAUAUACACAUCUAGGCAUCUUUGCCAGCAUAAGGCCUUCGGCACACAGCGUAUACGCCAGGGCCCGCUCUCCCCCGCCCUCGUUGCGGCUGGGCGCUGUUCCCUCCUCCGCUCCCUCUCAACGCGCCAUCGAGGUUUCGGUAACAGAUAAAGAGAUAACACGAAAUGGCGCCGCCCUCCCUGGAGUCCGCCAAGGCCACGCUUGAAGCGGCGCUGGACGUCUUCGCCGCACAGAACAGCUUAGCGCGGCCGCCUGGCGGGCGAACCGAAUUAAAGGCACUGGGGGAGAAGGCGAAGCAGGCAGCAAGCAGAGCUGCGAUUCUGGCGUCUGGGGGCAGCACGCCAAGCGCGGAGGAGGUAUCGGGCGUGGUGUAUGGGCUGGAGCAGUCCACCAUCGCCAUCUGCAGCUACACACACGGCUUCACGCAUGGUUCGGGACCUUCGCUAAAGGACUCGCUCAAGCAGCGCUGCUCCGGGCUUGUGGAGCCCACACAGGAGCUGGUGGCCAAACUGAUGUCAGGAGCGGACGGCGGAGAGCUGCGCGCCAUUGUGGGCAAGGUGUGGGCGGCGGUGGAUGAGCUGGUGGCCGGCCCCAUCGACAACAAGGGCUGCCUGUUCCGCAAGCUAGCGGACGUAAUGGCAGGAGUCAAGUCCGCAGCCAAGGAGCUGGAGGAGCUGGUGGUCGAGUCCAAGCAGGAGCUGGCCGCUGCCGACCGCACCAGUGCCGGCAGCCGCGGCCCUGCAGCGCGCACCAGCACCGAGGGGUCGCGCCCGCCUCGCUCCAGUGACGACGAGGAGGACGAUGCGCAGUCCAGCGAGGUGGAGGAGGACGAGGACGACUUCCGGGACAUGGGCCACCUGUCCGCCAGCGAGCUGGGGGCGGCGGAGGCGGCGGCCGGGCUGCUGGCGGCGGCGCAGGAGGCGAUGCGGGCCGUGAGCCGGCCGCUGUUGGAAGGUCCGGAGGUGACUGGCAGCCACUGCUUGGACGAGUGGGAGUCCAUGGCUUGGCACGCACAGAAGCUGCGGUCCAGCUGCGAGGCGCUGGUGGCAUGCCUCUACCCGCCACACGAGGACUUUGGGGAGCUGCUGGGCACUGCCGAGUCCGUCAGCAUCACACUGGAGCUGCUGCUGUCAGAGUUCCCCGAGGCCUACGCGGGCGCAGCGCCAGCAGGCGCUGGAGCAGGCGCAGGAGGCAUGGAGGCAGCGGGGGCGCAGGCGGAGGGCCAGCAGCAGGCGGCGGGGCGCACGAGUGAUGCGAGCGCGGCGCUGGAGGCGGCGCAGCAGUCCGUGGACGCGGCGGCGCAGCGGCUGCAGGAUACGCUCAGCCGGCAGGCACACGCGGCACGGACGGGUGUGGCGACAAGCUAAGCGGCAUUGCAUGGUUGGGCGCGAUGUAAGGAGAGGAGUGCGGGUGAUGCGGUCUUGCAGGUUGUGUGACUUGGGGCUGCGUUGAUCUGUCAGGAACUAAGCGCGCCGGUCUGUAGGCAUGCGCUGAGCUCGCAGGUUGUAAGAUUGGAUUUGCGUUGGAUUGGUGCGGAGCGGAGCCAUACGCUGGUAUGUCGUCGCUUUUGUCACUUUUGAGCAGGUGUGCAUCAUGGUUGAGUGCCAAGGGCUACGGCAAAGAGUGGCGCAUGGCUGGGGCAGUUCGCGAGUCGUAGGGGCCCCACGGGGAUGGUGUCCAGGAGCAGGGCACUGGAGUGUUGGUGUCCGGGUGCACAGCAGAUGCCGCGGGCGCCAGUACGGCACAGUGAAACCUACGCGGCAAUUGGUGAGCGUUGUGGCGUUUGCGCCUGCCAGGGUCGCGCCGCCUGGACAAAGUAGCACCAAGAUUUGGAAUCGCUACGCUCGUGCGAGUACUUGCAUUUCCAGAGACCAACUAGCCAACUCAGUUACUGGUCAGGACAAGAUACUUGGCUGGGUCGUGGAGCCCGUUUCAAACCCGUAAGCCAAUGGGUGGCAGUUCACUGGCGAGGGUACUGUGGACUCACUCUAAAAGCAGAC
Messenger RNA from Chlamydomonas reinhardtii, 2101 nucleotides. RefSeq lists its product as uncharacterized. Bases 266 to 1468 code for a protein of 400 amino acids. Gene Ontology annotation, cellular component: nucleus. Lineage: Eukaryota; Viridiplantae; Chlorophyta; Chlorophyceae; Chlamydomonadales; Chlamydomonadaceae. The transcript is spliced from 7 exons. Gene Ontology annotation, biological process: regulation of cell cycle. The record is from RefSeq and is a predicted model, not a curated record.